AUGGAUGAAGAUGAAGAAAUUCUCCUCAACAAGCUGAAAGGACUGGUUACAAAUAUCAAAUGGAGCCCAAAGGAGGUCGCUGACUUGUUUGAUGCCCUUUUGAAGAGAUUUGAGUCAUCAGUAAAUGACAAAUCACAUCUCCUCACAUGGAUGGUAAAAAUGUUGCACUGCAUAGAGAUUCACUUUAUUACUUCAGACUGGAAUAAUGAAGAUGGAAAAACACUUCUGGAACUAGUCAAAGACAAAACUGUAGCAGAUGAAACCUUGAAGGAAUAUUUAGCCAAUGACAGAGAGAAGACUCUGGACAAAAUCAUUGAUGAAAUCCGCCAAGAAAAGUUGAACCAGGUUGAUGAAAAGCUUUUAAAUGAUAUCAAAGAUAUUGUAUCAACAGUUCAUGAAGGGCGUGAUAUUCCUGAGGACGGCUCACAGAAGAGUGAACUGAAAACCAUCUUAAAGGAUCUCUGUUUGGCAGUGGAAAAAACAAAAAUUAAAGAUACCAAAAAGCCAUUUCGGCCACGACUGACACAGAUGGUGAGCUGGUGUCUGAUGGCUCUUUCAGAAACAGGGCGAUUGAUUCAGGUUGGCACAGGAGAAGGGAAGACCUGCAUCGUGGCCAUGUUUGCAGCUUUUCGAGCUCUGAGAGGAGAAAAAGUCGACAUCGUGUCAAGUUCAUCAGUUCUUGCAGAGAGAGAUUGUAAAGAAUGGAAAGGAUUUUAUAAAGAGUUGAAUAUCACUUCAAAUUAUAACUGCAAAAGAACAGGAAAUGAAUUAAAAAAGUGCUAUGAGUGUCAAGUUGUUUAUGGCACUGCAGAAGACUUUGUUGGUGACUGGCUUCUGCACCACUUCCAUAGGUUGGACAUAUUAGGGCAGAGGAAAUUCCAGUGUGCAGUAGUGGAUGAAGUGGAUUCCCUGAUGCUAGACAAGGGUCAUCAUGUAGUCUAUUUAAGCAGUAACAUGCCUGCUUUACAGCAUCUCAACCCACUCUUGGCAUGUAUAUGGGCCACUGCUAAUCAGUACAAUAAAACUGGCAUAGAUACAACUGUAGGACCAAAAUAUCCUUUUUAUCAAGUGCUGGAAAACAUGAUGGACAAAGAUGGUGACGAGUCCAUCAUUCGUCAGAUAGCAGAGGACACAGGUAUACUGUCAAAGGGAUCAGUCAAGGACCUGAAAAAGAACCCGAGUCUCUUAAAUGAAAUGACUAAAAGUGUGACUGCUGACCAGCUGGCUGAGUUCUUCAAAGCAGUGGAAAGGAAAUUUCCAUCUUCCCAGUUUGCUCUCCACCUCAUAAACAGCAAUGGUGAAAUAGACAAACUCAACAAAGAACAGCAGAGUGAAAAAGGGGAAACAAAAAGAGUGUCACUGCUUUUACUUGACGGUGGCUUCUGUCAGUACAUGUACUCUGAUCACAAAAGUGUGGUGAGAGCUGUAGAAGAGGAAGUAAGGAGUUCAAUUUAUUUUACACCAUGUGAACUGAACCAAGCUAAAAGCAGCUGCUACAUCCCAGGCUUCUUCUCAGGGCUGGUCAAAUCUAAACUAAAAGUCUGGAUUGAAAAUGCAUUUAAAGCUCAAGUCAUGACAGAGGACCAUGAAUAUGUGAUGGAGAAACAUGGAAUUGUGCCUGUGGACUACAGCUGCACAGGGGUUGUUGAACACAACAUGAAGUGGACUGAUGGACUUCAACAGUUUAUUGAAAUGAAACACGAGUCAAAGAUUAGUGACAUGACAGCCAUCACAAACUACAUGUCUAAUGUGGGAUUGCUUCAAAAGUAUAAAAACCAGUUUGGAAGUCAGAUCUAUGGGAUGUCUGGAACUCUUGGUCAAAAAAAAGAGACUGAGACUUUGCAAAAUAUUUAUGAUGGUAUCAAAACCUUUCAGAUACCUGCAUUCAAAUGUAGAAAGCUGUUUGAGGUUGAAGGUGUUGUUGUCGGGGAUGAAGAAGACUGGAUUGAAAAACUCUGUGAUGUUGUCAUUGCACAAACCAGACCUACAUCAUACAGGGAUCCUAGAGCUGUGCUCAUCAUCUGUGAGACCAUCAAACGAGCAAAGAUGAUCCAUCGCAGUCUAGGAAAUAGAGUCCAGAACAAAAAACUUUAUGUAAACAACAAUAUGGACAACAGUCUGGUCAUUUCUAAGGAGCUUGAAGCAGGAAGAGUCAUCAUAGCAACAAACCUCGCUGGCCGUGGAACAGACCUUCAAGUUUCUGACACAGUAAAGGAAGCUGGAGGUUUGUUUGUUGUGCAGACCUUCCUGCCCAAGAAUGCUCGUGUAGAGGCGCAGGCAUUCGGCCGAACUGCCAGACAAGGAUCUCCAGGAUCUGCUCAGCUCAUUAUCUGUUUGAGUCAUCUGGCAGAAUCCCUUCAAUUACUGCUUUCAACAAGGAAACUUUAUUCUUUAUAUAGAAAUCUAACAGAUGUAACUCCGCUUAAACAACAUCUGUUUGCAAUGCAGUUAAGGUCAUAUCAGCAAAGGAACAGUAAUAAAGCAUCUGCAGAAAUGUCUUCAACACUGAAGGAUACUUUGACUAAAAAGUCACAGACGGAAAUAAACAUAGUUAAAGAGUUCAGAGAGAGCUCAGUGGCUAAUGAACUAUCAAGCUACUUGGAGUCUCAGAUUCUAUUCAUGAAGAAGAAGGAAGAGCUCUUCAAUGAUUAUCUGGAUGUACUAUAUGUCAUGUACAAAACUUGCAACAACAAGCCAGAAGCUUCAGAUUUGUCUGCUCUGAAUGAGUUUUGGGGUAUGUGGCUACUCACAAGCUUCAGUGCAAAAGACUCUACUGAAGAGUUGAAAAGUAGACUGAAAACUGAUCUGGACACAGCAAGGCAGAAACUCAGACAGAGAGAAUCACCAUCAAUAAACCUCUACCACUACAUUAGCUUUGGUAAUGACCUGCGUGAAAACAGGAAGUUUACAGAGAGCAUCAACAUGUACACUAAAGCCAUUCAGAGGGAUCACUGUUGGGGAGCUAUUGCAUAUUACAACCGUGCUUUUACAUCUUUGAAGCAGCAAGACAGACGUCAGAGUUCAGACUGUAUCAAUCGAGCUCUAGAAGAUUUGCAAAAUGCACUCAAGUCUGUUCAGCUUCACUGUGAUCAACUUGAAGUCACUCAUAGGUUUUGAAAACAGCACAUUAACAAAGACAAUGGAGAUUCACUCACAAGACUUGAUGAACAAUUCAUGGCCAGAUACAGAGUGUUGGUGUCAUUUAAGGAACACGUUACAGAAGCCAUAAAGAAAGUGGUAAAGGCCAGAGAUGUGGGUGGGAAAAUAAAAGUGGAAAAGACCACAGUCUAUGCACUGGUUUCAUUGGUGCACUCUGUGCCAUUGAAGAUGUUUUCAAUGGAAUCACUGCGUGCACUCCUCUCUAGAGACCCUCUGAAGUGCCUCCAACUCAUCAGCAACCCCUCCUUUGAUAUUCCAAAUGAGCUUAAGUCUCUUAAAUCUCUGGGCCUGACUCACAUCUAUACCUUAGACACACUGUUUACAGUGGUAGGCUUUAUCUCAAAGAUUGGUAGAUCCAUAAUGUCAUUCCUUAAAUUUGUUCGGUUCCAUGGCAGGUAA
Neolamprologus brichardi is the source of this 3558-nucleotide messenger RNA. The record is from RefSeq and is a predicted model, not a curated record. NCBI's taxonomy places the organism in Eukaryota, Metazoa, Chordata, Actinopteri, Cichliformes, Cichlidae.